Fusarium pseudograminearum CS3096 is the source of this 534-nucleotide messenger RNA. RefSeq lists its product as uncharacterized. Lineage: Eukaryota; Fungi; Ascomycota; Sordariomycetes; Hypocreales; Nectriaceae. The record is from RefSeq and is a predicted model, not a curated record. The coding region runs from base 1 to 534 and encodes 177 amino acids. The transcript has a single exon.
AUGUCUCGAUUCUCUCGCUACGAUACCGAUGAGGAACGUCUACCAGAGGGCAUGCAGAGAGUAGGCUACGAUGCUGACAGCCAGGUCUACACGUUCCGCGAUGCCGACGGAAGCUACUGGGAGAGUGCGCCUGGCAAUCAGUACGGCCAUCUCACCAAGGUUGGCGAAGCGCGUCCUGAAGGCCAAGAAUCCGAGUCCUUCCUCGUGACGAACCCGCAGUAUAAUCAACCCAGGAUGUCUUGGUUCACCGAGAUGAAGCCCUUCCUCAACUUCCUCAUGCUCAUCAUCCUGUCGCUGCUUCUUCUCUUCUGGUUCCUCGGCCACAAGUCUUCUCCAGAGGAACGCAUCCCUAUCCCAGAUUGCCCAGAGGGUACGAUCGCGUACGGAGUUAAGCAGGACGAUACCUGCUAUGACAUCGCCAAGAAGGCCGGCGUGAGCGUGGAUGAUAUCAUGAAGAAGAACAAGGAUCUUGAUUGUGAUGCCCUCAUGAUCGGUGAUCGUAUUUGUGUGCCUGGCAAGAAGAGCAUUGAUUGA